GGGUGGACUCCGCUCAUGCUGGCGGCUUGGCACGGCCACGUCAAGGUUGUGGAGCUGUUGCUGAGCUAUGGAGCUCAAGUGGACGCGAAGGACAAGUGCGAGUCGACGGCGCUGAGGUUCGCAGCAGGUGAGGGGUAUCUGGAGGUCGUCCAACUGCUGCUGGAG
Molecule: messenger RNA, 165 nt
Organism: Phytophthora sojae
Lineage: Eukaryota; Oomycota; Peronosporomycetes; Peronosporales; Peronosporaceae
Exons: 1
Cellular component (GO): cytoplasm; nucleus
Molecular function (GO): protein binding
Source: RefSeq, a predicted model, not a curated record